GGGAGGGAAUUCUCGCGAGAAUUCCACCAGGCAACGGCGCAGCAAGAUGGCGGCGCCGGAGACGGAGGUGGUAUCGGCUGCGGGGCCGGGGACCGGCCUUGACCAGCAAGUGACGAGCAAUGGAACUGCAGGGGGUGGUGAAGGGGUUGUUGAAACUCAGCAACAGAACCAGCCCCAACAACAAGCUCCAAAUGCCUGGCAGAUCAUCAAAGGGGUCUUAUUCAGAAUCUUUAUCAUCUGGGCCAUCAGUAGUUGGUUUCGUCGUGGGCCAGCACCACAGGAUCCAUCCACCCCUGGUGGGGCGCCCAGGGCACCAAGCCGCAAUCUCUUCCCUAAAGACACUUUAAUGGAUCUUCAUGUCUACAUAUCCGAACAUGAGCACUUUACUGACUUCAAUGCAACUUCAGCGUUGUUUUGGGAACAGCGAGAUCUAGUCUAUGGAGAUUGGACAAGUGGAGAGAAUUCGGAUGGCUGCUAUGAGCAUUACACUGAGUUGGAAAUUCCUGAGAGCGUCCAACACAACGGUUCCAUUUACAUCCACGUGUACUUCACGAAAAGCGGGUUCCAUCCUGAUCCCAAACAGAAGAAUCUGUAUAGGCGGCUUGCCACAGUUCACACGUCUCGAAUGAUCAAUAAGUACAAGCGUAGACGCUUCCAGAAAACCAAGAACUUACUAACCGGGGAAACCGAAGCAGAUCCUGAAAUGAUAAAAAGAGCUGAAGAUUACGGCCCUGUGGAGGUGAUCUCGCACUGGCACCCAAACCUCACCAUCAAUAUUGUGGAUGACCACACGCCGUGGGUGAAGGGCAGCGUUCCUCCCCCUCUGGAUCAAUAUGUGAAAUUUGAUGCAGUGAGUGGCGACUACUACCCCAUCCUUUACUUCAAUGAUUACUGGAAUCUGCAGAAGGACUACUUCCCUAUUAACGAGACCGUGGAACGGUUACCCUUCCGCCUCUCUUACUGCCCGCUUUCGCUCUGGCGAUGGCAGCUGUAUGCUGCCCAGAGUAGCAAGUCCCCUUGGAACUUCCUCGGGGAGGACUUGUACGAGCAGUCAGAUGAGGAGCAAGACUCCGUGAAGGUUGCUUUGUUAGAAACAAAUCCUUACCUGCUGGCUCUGACCAUUGUUGUUUCCAUCGUGCACAGCAUUUUUGAGUUCCUUGCUUUCAAGAAUGAUAUUCAGUUCUGGAACAGCAGGCAGUCUCUGGAGGGCCUCUCCGUCCGUUCGGUGUUCUUUGGGGUCUUCCAGUCCCUUGUGGUCCUCCUCUACAUCCUGGACAACGAAACGAACUUUGUGGUGCAAGUCAGCGUGUUCAUUGGGCUUCUCAUUGAUCUCUGGAAGAUCACAAAAGUGAUGGAUGUCCGGCUGGAUCGCGAGAACAAAAUCGCUGGGAUUUUUCCACGCUUAACAUUCAAAGACAAAUCGACAUACAUUGAAUCCUCUACCAAAAUCUACGAUGAUAUGGCCUUCCGGUACCUCUCCUGGAUCCUCUUCCCACUGUUGGGUUGUUAUGCCGUAUAUAGCCUCCUCUACAUGGAGCACAAGGGCUGGUAUUCCUGGAUCCUGAGUAUGCUCUAUGGUUUCCUGCUGACCUUUGGCUUCAUCACCAUGACGCCGCAACUGUUCAUCAACUAUAAGCUGAAGUCGGUGGCCCACCUUCCCUGGAGGAUGCUCACCUACAAAGCCCUCAACACCUUCAUCGAUGACCUCUUUGCCUUCGUCAUCAAAAUGCCCAUGAUGUACAGGAUAGGCUGCCUUCGAGAUGAUGUCGUUUUCUUCAUUUACCUCUACCAGCGGUGGAUCUACCGGGUGGAUCCAAGCCGCGUCAAUGAAUUUGGAAUCAGUGGGGAGGACCAAGCUGGGAGGACGACAACGACGACGCCAAGUAUAGCUCAGCCGGACGGAGUCCCUGCAGUGCUGGCCAGCAGCACACCGGGGGCUAAAGCAGAGGGUCCCGCCAACGGGGCUGCCAGGGCAGCAACAGAGAGAGGAGCUAGAGGCACACCCGCGGCCAACUCGGGGGGCUUGCCAGACGCCAUCCCCGAAGUGCCCCCCUUAAAGACGGCAGAGGAGAAGAAGAAAGAUUAAUCUGCUCUUUUAUUUUUUAAAAUCCCUAACGUGACACUCUCACUGUUGGAUAACGGACAGGGGCUGGGCAGGGGCAGAGUUGCUUUGGGCCUUCCAGGUUCCGAGCUCUUUAUUUUAUAUUCCAGUAAACUUCUGGGGGCAGGCAGGAGGGGGAGGGUUUGGUCAGGACGAGCGACCAGGAGACCUCUUGAAAUGUGGAAGUGAAGUGUGACAUGUUGUAUUCAUUGCAAGAGAAACCUCACCUCACCCCACCCCUCUGUAGAUCUCUGUGUUUAAAGCAAAACUCCAAACCAAGUAAUCAUUGUGACCUCCAUUCCAUUGUGCGGGUAUUUAGGACAUUUUGUCGUUCAGGAGUUUAUUCCUGCCAGUUGUGUCUCCGUUCCAUAAAGAGAGCUGAUGCUAAGAACAAA
Messenger RNA from Candoia aspera, 2496 nucleotides. RefSeq names its product CLPTM1 regulator of GABA type A receptor forward trafficking (gene CLPTM1). NCBI's taxonomy places the organism in Eukaryota, Metazoa, Chordata, Lepidosauria, Squamata, Candoiidae. Gene Ontology annotation, cellular component: membrane; endomembrane system. Bases 47 to 2086 code for a protein of 679 amino acids. The transcript is spliced from 14 exons. The record is from RefSeq and is a predicted model, not a curated record.